GAGUGAGAGAGGUGCACGCGGCCAGACCGAGAGCAGAGCACCGACUGGGAUGAGUUCAUGCGCUGGGCUGAGCUGCUGAUACAGCCGGAGAAGAGAGGGAGCGAGAGGGAGGGAGAGAGAGAGAGAGAGAGAGAGAGAGAGGGAGAGAGACUGAGACUGGGAGUGUGUGUGUGUGUGUGAGUGAGUGAGUGAGUGUGUGUGUGUGUGAACGAGAGCAGGAGCGUGCGCGCGGGUUGAGAGCGUGAGAGAGACGGAGAAGUGAAAGGCACGGGAAGAAAGAAGCAAGGAAGAAAGGAGGAAAAGGGAGGAUACUACAACUCCAACUAUGCUGUGCUGCAUAAGAAGAACCAAACCGGUGGAGAAGAACGAGGAUGCAGACCAGAAGAUUGAGCAGGAUGGCACCGCCAACAAACCCGAGGACAAGGCCCACAAGGCUGCCACCAAAAUACAGGCUAGCUUCCGUGGACACAUAACUCGGAAAAAGAUGAAAGAUGGAGAGGAAGAGAAGGAAGGAGACAGCCCUGCUGCUGCAGAGGAGGCGACGGAGGGAGGAGAGGAGACAAAGAAAGGAGAAGGAGAGGAGGCACCUGCUAAGCAGGAGGAACCUGCGGGAGAGGAGGCUAAGAAGGAGGAGGAGGAGACAAACCAGGCCAAAAGCCCCACGGCGGAGAAGCCGGCCAACUCUCCGGCAGCUGCCGCUGCCUCUCCUCCGGGUGCAGCCACGUCUCCCGUAGCGGCGGCCCCGGCUGCCGCCUCUCCUGCGGCCGAGCCUCAGAAAGAGGAGCCCAAGGCCGAGGAGAAAGGUGAGGAGAAGCCCAAAGAGGUGGAGGCUCCAGCGGCGGGAGCCAAGACUCCCACCACAACCACGGCCGAGGAAAAGGAGGAGGAGAAGAAGGAGGAGGAGAAGAAGGAGGAGGCCAGACAAGCCGAUGUGCCUGCUGCUGCCAGCCCAGCAGCCGAGGAAGAGCCUAACCAAACAAAAGAUGCUGCAGAGGAGAAGAAAGUAGAGGAGGCUGCCCCGGCGGAUGCGGCGGCGGAGGCCACCGAGUCCAAGGACGACUAAUGCUGAGUCCAACCUCACGAAAGCAGAAUUAAGAGUAUGAAGAAAUACACAAAAACAAAAAUCUAAAAAGGUUGCUCCUUGCCUUCCCAAUGUGAAGGCGAUCCGUUUCUAUUUGUUUGUCAUCUUUUUGUGUGGCAAUGAUUUUCUCAUGUUGGGGGGAGUUUCCAGCGUAACGUUUUUUGGCUCAAGCUAAUACUAUGAGAAAGUGAUGAUGUUGAUGUUGAUCCUUAUGAAAAAUGAUUGUUACCUUGACGAUGGCGGUGAUGGCGGUGCUGAUGCAGAGAUGAAUGCCUUCAUUUACUACAUCUUCACAUCUUGACGUGUGUAAGGACCGCUCCCAACUGGAUAGCCGCACAUUUAAAAGGCAUUGCCAAUGCACCAUAGUUCGUUUUUGCAUUGCAGUGCCUUUUCCCGUGACUCAUCUCACAAAUAAAUACCGUUCUGCAAAUGCACGCACAAAAACAGGCAGGUUUUAAAAUGCAAGUCUAGUUUUCAACACAGAAAAUGUGUACUGAGAACACAGCCAACAUGUAAUGCACUGACACAUCGGAUGGAUAAUAGAAUGUAUACUUAAAUGUGGGGGGUUUCCAGUUGGGCAGUUUUAUCCUCAAUCCAAAAAACAACAUAUAGGGCAAGAUUAUUACUCUCUAUGUUCUGCUUGAGUCUUUCAAGCUUGGUUUACACCCCUUUUACAAAGUCUGUGUACUCACAUUUACAGUAAAGGACCUGUUGCCAUUUAAAUCAUAUACUAAACUAUAGAAAACAACUAUAGUAUUGAUGUAACUGGCUCUUACAUAUAAUGAUUUGUGUUCUGCCAACCAAACGUGAGACCAGUAGCAUGAACCAUCGAACCAGAUGCAUGAUGGGAACUCUCCCUCUGAGAGGAACUUCUUCGCAGUCACAAAAACUUAAGAGGUGUGGCGGCUUCUUUUUGAUGUCUUUGGUGUUGUUAUGACAGUUUCUAUGAAUUCGAAAACUACUCUUGCACUGAUGUUACAAAAAAAUAAUAAAAAAAAGAAAAAAAGCAAACAAACAAGCAAAGAAAAAAUUCUUUUCCUAUGUUUCCAGUGAGUGCAAUGUCCAGUUUAAAACCCUAUCAAGGAGUUCACACUUGUGAGAAAAAAAAUAUGAAAACAUAAAAAUGGUUUCAAUGUCUGUUUUCAAAUAAAGCAAAUGUGCCAAUUACCAUCAUAAA
Molecule: messenger RNA, 2258 nt
Organism: Cololabis saira (Pacific saury)
Lineage: Eukaryota; Metazoa; Chordata; Actinopteri; Beloniformes; Belonidae
Gene: gap43
Product: growth associated protein 43
Exons: 3
Coding region: 326-1063 (245 amino acids)
Biological process (GO): regulation of growth
Molecular function (GO): protein binding
Source: RefSeq, a predicted model, not a curated record